Molecule: messenger RNA, 2693 nt
Organism: Etheostoma spectabile (orangethroat darter)
Lineage: Eukaryota; Metazoa; Chordata; Actinopteri; Perciformes; Percidae
Product: probable tRNA(His) guanylyltransferase
Exons: 7
Coding region: 258-1157 (299 amino acids)
Biological process (GO): tRNA modification
Molecular function (GO): magnesium ion binding; tRNA guanylyltransferase activity
Source: RefSeq, a predicted model, not a curated record
GGAAGCUGUACAGUCGGCGAGUACAAGGCCAAGAGGGGGUCAAAGUUUUCAGAACACACAUCUAUUUUAUCUGCGUCGUCAUCCCCAGCUUUACUGGCCGCCUCUGGUUCAUGCUCCGGUCCUAACGGCGUAGUCGAGCAGGUUCCGCCUACAUUUUCUUUACUGUCGGACUUUCCACCUUCUCUCUCCCUCUCCUCCAUGGUUUUAACCGCCGUGGAUGAGCACACGGUGAAGCGAAGAAUCCUGGGAGCACCCUCAUGCUGAUUGGAAAGGCUUUUAGAUUUGGUGGACGUGUCAGGUCGGGUGUUGUCCGACCUUUGGCCCGUCUUUUUACUGGUUUUAGCAACAUGGCCAAGAGCAAGUUUGAGUAUGUGCGCAACUUUGAAACAGAUGACACUUGUCUACGAAACUGCUACAUUGUUGUGAGACUGGACGGGCGCAACUUCCACAAGUUUGCAGAGCAGCACACGUUCACAAAGCCCAAUGACAACAGAGCCUUGGGCCUGAUGACCCGCAGUGCACGCUCUGUCAUGGAAGAACUCGAGGACAUCGUCAUCGCUUAUGGUCAAAGUGACGAGUUCAGCUUUGUUUUCAAGAGGACCUCCACCUGGUUUAAAAGGCGAGCCAGUAAGCUCAUGACCCAUGUGGCCUCCCAGUUCUCCUCCUCGUAUGUGUUUUACUGGAAGGAGUUUUUUGGGGAACAGCCCCUCUUGUACCCCCCAGGCUUUGAUGGACGUGUAGUCCUGUAUCCUAGCAACCACAACCUUAGAGACUACCUCAGCUGGAGGCAAGCAGAUUGUCACAUCAAUAAUUUGUACAACACAGUGUUUUGGACUUUAGUACAAAAGGGGGGGCUCACCACAGCCCAGGCAGAGGAUCGCUUAAAGGGAACAUUAGCUGCAGACAAAAAUGAGAUCCUGUUCUCUGAGUUUGAUAUCAACUACAACACUGAACCUGCCCUCCACAGGAAAGGCACUACUCUCAUCUGGGAAAAACGAGAUGAAACUGUCAUCAAACGCAAGAAGCUCCCGAGCGGAGAGGAGAAGGACGUGGCUGCGACCCGCAGUAGGAGGAGGGUGCAGGCUCACCACUGCGACAUUAUCGGAGAGCAGUUCUGGGAGGAACACCCAGACGUCCUGGAGGACGACAACUGCUAACAGCUCCUGUGUUAGAAUAGGAGAAAAACCCUGAACAGUCUGGCCAGCCAUACAAGCAGCGGGCGGACAAUAGAACAGCUUGUUGUUCACUGAUGAUCGACAACAUGCCACCCAUGAAGCUCAGCCCACAUUAAUACUUUGAAAGAGCUUUUUCUGAGAUUGAAGCCUUUUGAUGAUUGACUUUGUACAAAAACUCUCUCCCAGGUGCAACAUAUUCUUACUUUUACAGAUUAAACUUCAGUCAUAAUGUUCCCUAGGAUGUGUUCUGCUUAAAUCAGUGAUGAUGCCUGUCAUGUUCAAAGGGAAGCAGAAGACUUCAUAAGCUUUCAGCAGUGGGUGUAUACAGAAGUUUGAUACUGCCCCAGACAUCUUCCCAAUCCUAAUCUAGUACAUGUAGCUCUUCUAAAGUUGUUUUACCAAAAUUGUAUACUCAUUUGGUAUCAUGAAUAACAUUACUGAGAAUCAGGAUGAUUCGUCCUGGCCCAAAGUUUUUUUUUAAUAACUGUGGCCUUUUUUGACUCUCAUCUAGUUUUUUUGUUUAGGAAGCAGAGUUUCCUGGUUGAAAUACGAUGAUACAUGACUCCAAACUGCAAAGUGUUUAGAAUCACUUACAGUUAAUAGUAAGAAAGUAUAUCUAAGAUAUGAAUAAGCAGAAUGAAGCAGAAACCAAUUCCUUGGCAGUAUACCUUUUUAAAAAGCAUGUGGCUUUUCUACGUAUCUUAUGUAACCAGGAGUCAACAGCAUUUUGGAUCGGUCACAGAGGCCUGCUUGUUUUAUUAAGAUCUCUAUAAUGAGGUAAUGAACAAUAACAUACUACUUCAAAUGUACAAAAAUACCUAAUUACAAAAGUUGCUUUUUUUCUAAGACAUAAACUGUGCACUUAGAUCAGUUCACUUGGACUAGUGCCAACACAUCAGUGACUCAACAUAUGGCUUCAUAGUACAGAUGAUUGCUUAGUAACCAGAUUGUGUUGAGGAAAGUGGUGCAGUCAUUUAAAGACCAACAUGUGUUUACAUGCAGGACCUACACUUACUCCCGUGUACUCAUGGGGCCUCCUUUAUAAACCCUUUUAUGCAAGAAGAAGUUGCGUGAAGCAGGGUAAAAUUUGUUGUUGCAACAUUCCUUGCAAAAGUCGGGAUUUAUAAAGUGUAAAAAUGUGCCCAGUUUUGACCAUGCAUGUGAUGGUGCGUACUGCUCCCAAGGCUUUGUACACGGCGUUUUAGUGACCUCCGAUGGUAACACCAAAUAUCACAUGGAUAAAGUUCUGUGGAUGCAGAGCGCCCAGCCUGCCCCCAAAAUACCUGCUCCACUUAACCCUGGUGUGGUGUUCAUAUUGUUGAUCCCAGUGUGGUGGAGCCACCACAUUAUUAGGCUUUUAAAUCAAUACUCACAUAAAUAUGUAAAAAUACUUAACAGAUGUUUAGCUCAAUUACCCAAUGAUGGCUCAUAAUUGCCAUUUACCCCUGUGAGAUUGCAUUUAUGAUCAGAUGAUCAUUUUUGUGAGAAAACAAGGAAAUUCAGUUAUAAAAAGGUAAA